AUGACUCAACAGGGUGAUAUAUCGCCAUCACCUACCUUCCACGCGCUACCAAAUGAGAUAGUUGGUGCCAUCUGCAGUCAACUUUCCAAUCGCGACAUCAAGAGCUUGCGACUCACAUGCCGAGUUCUGAAAGACAUAUCUCACCUACGCUUUGACCGCGUUUUCAUCUCAGCCAAUCCACGCAACAUCGAGGUUCUGCUGGCCAUUGCCAAUCACGAGGUAUUUCGCCAUUCCGUCAGAGAGAUCAUCUGGGACGAUGCCGUCUUGAAGGAUUUUCCUCGUUACAGGGAGUUUACUUGGGACGGUGUCGUUUAUAAGACCCCGAUCCAAGGUUACGAUUAUCCUUGCGGCUAUAGCGCCGGUGAGCAUGACCCUGAUGACAUAGCUGCGAAUGAGGAUCAAGAGUGGAUUCCACGAGGCCUUACCAAGCGGUGUAAAGAGAGCCUUUUUGAUAUCGAAAGUCGUCUGAUAGCAAAGAAUAAGUAUCAGGGCGACAACGAACAACAAAGGCAGAUUGAUAAUUUGAUGCGCUCCCGAGACUCGCUUGCCUAUUGGAGAAUCCUGUUGAAGCAGCAAAAGGAGGUGUUAGAAUCUGGAGCGGAUGAGGCAGCAUUUCGAUACGCCGUACAACGGUUCCCGCGACUCACUAAGGUUACUGUCACGCCAGUGGCACACGGCCUUCUGUUCAUGCCCUUGUAUCGAACACCGAUGAUUCGGGCGUUCCCUCCCGGUUUCGUAUAUCCGAUACCUCGCAGCUGGUGGUCUAAUGAUACCCACGAUGGUCGGGAAGGAUAUCCAAAGGGGUGGGAGAGCGAGAAGGAGAGGAAGCAAUGGCGCGGGCUGGGCAUUGUAUUGAAGGUGCUGGCCGACUAUGCUGACACGCUUCAAAUCUCUGAGCUCGCCUUGGACAGUCGUAAGCUUCCAAGAGGAAUCGACUACACAUUCUUCAAGACACCCAAUGCCGAUUAUGAUAACCUUUGCAAAAUCGUCGAGCAACCCGGUUUCAAAAGCAUUGCUCUUCCGGUUAUAACGGGAUACAUCUCAGACUGUAACCCUGAUGACCUUGAGUUUUAUCGGCACGGAAGGAUCUCUGGACUUCUCGCCAGGGCACCUGACCUGGAGAGCUUCGUCUACCAGACUGAUUAUAGUCACGAACCUGGAGCUGCCGAAGACGAGGAAAUAUUUGUCUCCUUGUUAGAUAUAUUCCCCAUUGAUAUGUGGUCCACAGGAAAGCUAAAACAAUUUGGACUCCACGGUAUACUGGUUGCCCAAGAUGAUCUGGUGUUAUUCCUCGCUAAGCUUCCGUCAACAGUUCAAUCUGUUGAUCUAAGCUUCCUCGCCAUGGUUGACGGAGACGAUUAUGCCGGGCUCUUGACAGAUAUCCGGGACAAACUAGAUUGGCGGCGUCGACCCAAGUCCCAAAGGAUUCAGGUCGCCAUUUCUGUAACAUCAGUGAAUGUCCCCCAUAAAGGUCGCUACAUUAAUCUGGACAAGGAAGUUCAAGAAUACAUUUACGGUGAUGGUCCCUCGCCCUUUUGUGUUAAAGAGGGAUCCACUUCCUUAUCUAUCCCGUUUGGAACUGGUAUUGUAAUGGACGCGUUCGAUACCAGCUUCAGAAGAACGUAUAAUAAAUACGGUUGA
Fusarium coffeatum is the source of this 1641-nucleotide messenger RNA. RefSeq lists its product as uncharacterized. Gene Ontology annotation, molecular function: protein binding. The record is from RefSeq and is a predicted model, not a curated record. Bases 1 to 1641 code for a protein of 546 amino acids. The transcript has a single exon. Lineage: Eukaryota; Fungi; Ascomycota; Sordariomycetes; Hypocreales; Nectriaceae.